Molecule: messenger RNA, 4181 nt
Organism: Cataglyphis hispanica
Lineage: Eukaryota; Metazoa; Arthropoda; Insecta; Hymenoptera; Formicidae
Gene: Sec24AB
Product: protein transport protein Sec24A
Exons: 15
Coding region: 192-3863 (1223 amino acids)
Biological process (GO): COPII-coated vesicle cargo loading; endoplasmic reticulum to Golgi vesicle-mediated transport; intracellular protein transport
Cellular component (GO): COPII vesicle coat; endoplasmic reticulum exit site
Molecular function (GO): zinc ion binding; SNARE binding
Source: RefSeq, a predicted model, not a curated record
UGCCGUGGCGCAGCAGUCGUACGAGCUGCCACGUAAUGUUGUGUAUGCCGUUUGUCCGUUCUCGAAUUGCUGCAAUUAUAUCGUCCUGUAGGAUUGCGUGGAGAUAAACGAGGUGAUGCGUGAGUCUGUGUCCAUCCAUUCCUAAUUUCGAGCGACCCGCGUCAUUGCAAAGUGUGACUUAAAACAACGAAAUGUCACAGUCAAGUGGUUAUCAAUAUCCAGUAUAUCCAGAACCCAAUAAUUCCUUGAAGAAUGAUCCAUCACCGAUAAUGAAUGGUCAAAAUUCUGCAUCUCAACAAAAUGGUAUGCAGUCUCCCCAGUUUAAUCUAACUGGCACACCAUCAUCGCAAUCGUCGCGCGACCCGUCCAGGGAGACUUCGAGAGAUCCAUCGCCAACUCAAUAUCUUCAUAAUCAAUAUCGGCCUCAGUUGCCUCGACCGCCAAUGCCACCAAUAAACGGACCACCGAGUUCCAAUGCGUUGCCUUCUCCACCUAGAACACAACUAUAUAAUCCUGUAAAUCCUUAUGGGAUCUCUAGCCAAUAUGCCACUAGUACUCAUUCAAAUGUUGCAGUCAGUACAUCUUCAACUACCUUUGUAUCCCAACCUAAUCAGGAGAUUCAACAUAGAUACACGAUUCCUUCAAAUCAGAUGUCUUCACUAGUAAAAACUUCAUCAGAAUCUGCACCUUCGACGUUUACAAAUACUAUCGAACCGAAGUUUGCUAAAGUGAACCAAAGUUAUCAAUGGACAACUAAUCCCCUACCUACUAAUGCUGCACAGGGGACUAUAGGCAUUUCUGGAACAUCCAGUAGCAUUGAUAAGACUAGUCAAGUCUCUACAGAUCAAACUGCAGGAGGUCAAACAUCCUUUACAGGAAUAAAUAAAACCUUGGCGCAUGGUCAAAGUGAUCCUACUUUUCCACCUCCAUCCAAUGUUAGUUUACCUCCUUCGAAUGUCACUCAACAUUGUUUGAAUCAAACCAGGCAUGUGCAACAAGAUCCAGCAAUUUCCAAUAUACAAUCUCCGAGAAUUCAGAAUAUCCAAGUACAACCGACAACCGGUUUUUCGGAAAGCUUAAACAGUCCUCAACUCAAAUACAGUAGUCAACAGAAUAUAUUGAGUCCAACAUUAACACCAUCGAAUUCUAGUACACGGAACUUACUUCCCAAUUCACAAGGCCAUAAUGUAGAUUCACGGAAUUCCCAGGAUUAUUCUCCUCAACCUCUGCAACCACAACAGAAUUUACUUACUGGUUACAUGGAUUCCACGGGAUUGGGAAAUAUUCCUCAAAGUCAAAAUAUACAUCAAAAUUUACCUGGUCAAAGAAGAUAUCCACAACAGGACACUGCCAAUACCACGAUGCUACUUCCAAGAACUACUGCACCACCUUUGGGAGCUAAUCAGUUACAUGGUGCGAGACCGCUGCCAUCAGGAAUGCCGCCUCUUCCGGGACAACAAAUGUACGAUACGCGUUCACAACAACCCGGUCCGAUGACGAACGUCCCAUUAGAUUCGUUAAAUAGAAGAUAUCCUAAUAUGUAUCCUGACCAAUUAAAUCAAUUAAAUAAUCAGAUGGGCAAUCUAAACAUUACACAAACUAGUUACAACAAAUUAUGGGGGAUAGAAUCAGUAGACCUUUUACAAUGCAGAAAUAUACUGCCACCUGAGAAAAUCGAACCACCAAAGAUCAAAUUACAUCAGGAAUUCUUGGAUAAUGUAAAUUGUAAUCCUGACAUAUUCAGGUGUACAUUGACAAAGGUUCCAGAAUCGAAUUCGCUCCUUCAAAAAUCAAGAUUGCCAUUUGGUGUACUAAUACAUCCGUUUAGAGACCUAAACCAGCAUUUGGCAGUGAUUCAAUGCACUACAAUCGUACGUUGUCGAGCUUGCAGAACAUAUAUCAACCCAUUUGUAUACUUCGUCGAUUCGAGAAGAUGGAAAUGCAAUCUUUGUUUCAGAUUGAAUGAACUUCCUGACGAAUUUCAAUUUGAUCCUGUGACGAAAUCGUACGGUGAUCCAUCGCGACGGCCAGAAGUUAGAACUGGCACGAUAGAGUUUAUUGCGCCAAGCGAGUACAUGGUCCGUCCACCUCAGCCUGCUGUUUAUCUCUUCGUCAUGGAUGUUUCUCGUCUCGCGGUAGAAAGUGGCUAUUUGCAGAUUGUUUGCAACACUAUCACUGAUGAACUGUCACGUCUCCCCGGUGACAGCCGUACUCAAGUCGGUUUUCUCGCUGUCGAUUCGGCCCUUCAUUUUUUCAGCAUGCCUGAUAACGUAUCGCAGCCGCACGAGAUGAUCAUGCUAGAUAUCGACGACGUGUUUCUGCCAUGUCCAGAGAACCUGAUUGUAAAUUUGAAAGAACGCGAAGAGCUCAUUCGCGACCUUCUUGCUCAGCUAUCCGUCAAGUUUUGCGGCACUCACGAUACUAACAGCGCUCUCGGUGCCGGUCUUCAAGCUGCCCUGAAACUUCUUUCCGCCACUGGAGGACGCGUCACUGUUUUCCAGACAUGUUUGCCUAAUCUUGGUCCAGGAGCCUUGCAGCCGCGAGAAGAUCCAAAUACUAGAGCGAACAAAGAUGUGCCGCAUCUUAAUCCAGCGACGGAUUUCUACAAAAGGUUUGCUCUGGAUUGCAGUGGACAACAGAUUGCGAUUGAUUUGUUCUUAUUGAAUAGUCAAUACAGCGAUCUGGCAACUUUAUCAUGCAUGUCAAAGUUUACUGGUGGAUGCAUUUACCAUCUGCCCCUGUUUCGAGCAUCAAAGUUGCAGAAUGCUGAGACAUUGGAGAGAUUGCUACGCCGUUAUUUGACCAGAAAGAUCGGUUUCGAAGCAGUAAUGCGACUUCGUUGUACCCGCGGUCUCAGCAUCCACGCCUUCCACGGCAGUUUCUUCGUUCGAUCGACCGAUCUUCUCUGUUUACCAAAUAUUAAUCCGGACGCCGGUUUCGGCAUGCAAAUUUCUAUUGACGAGAACCUCUCCGACGUGCAGAAUGUGUGCUUCCAAGCGUCUCUUCUCUAUACUUCGAGCAAAGGUGAACGAAGGAUUAGGGUACACACUUUAUGUUUACCAGUCGUAGCGAGUCUAUCAGAUAUUCUGCAUUCUGCAGAUCAACAAUGCAUAGUGGGCCUGUUAUCAAAGAUGGCUGUUGAUCGAUCGCUUCAAUCAUCUUUAUCGGAUGCUAGAGAUGCAUUGAUAAACGUUGCUAUUGAUGUCUUGUCCGCAUAUCGAUUAUCACAAUCUUCCGGCGGCGGAGGACUUAUCGCUCCGGGAAGUUUGAAGUUGUUGCCACUGUAUAUCAUCGCGUUGUUGAAGAGUAUAGCGUUUAGAUCCGGCACGAGUACACGUUUGGAUGAUCGUGUAUUCGCCAUGUUUCAAUUGAAGACGUUACCAUUAGCACAGUUAAUGCAAGUGAUCUUUCCCGAUUUGUAUCCUGUUCACGCGCUCGAUGACCGCAAUUCAAAGGACAUUGAUGGCAAAAUGUGUCCGCAGCCGCCGCGACUUCAUUUAUCCGCGGAAAAACUCGAUAGCCGGGGCGCCUUUCUUAUGGACGCUGGUGACAGAAUCUUCAUUUACAUUGGCAAAAACAUUAAUCCAAUUUUUUGUACUAAUAUACUCGGAGUUCCGGCAUUCGUAUCUAUUCCGGAAGAAAUGUACGAACUACCGGAAUUGGAUACAGUAGAAAGCGAACGGUUGCGAAAUUUUGUGUUUAGCUUGCAAGAGGAUAAGCCGUAUUAUGUAUCUGUACAAAUUAUCAGGGAUGACAGCCAUUUUAGGACACUAUUCAUCGAGCGAUUGAUAGAAGAUCGAUUCGAAUCUGCUCUUAGUUAUUACGAGUUCUUGCAACAUCUCAAGACACAAGUGAAAGAAUGAUCAAACUAAAAAAAUUCUUGGAUGAGAUUAACUUGUGAAAGUGUUAAUUAUCGAAUCCAUGAAUCAUGGAAUCAUAAAAAAAUGGUGCGAUUCAUCACAAUUCAUCGAUUUUGGGUCUCAUUUGGGAUAUAUUGGGACAUAUCACGUGAUUCAAGAUCUACUUAUGCCAUCUCUAUUUCUGCAGCAGUGAUAGCCUUAUUGAAAGACACUGACACAUUUCAAUAUGAUAGAUUGUAAUUAUUGUUAUUAUAAUUAUUAUUAUUACAUAUUAUAUGUUUCUUUAUCAUCAAUAACUCCAAUAUAUGGAUUUACAUUCUA